This is a messenger RNA of Microthlaspi erraticum, 459 nucleotides long. NCBI's taxonomy places the organism in Eukaryota, Viridiplantae, Streptophyta, Magnoliopsida, Brassicales, Brassicaceae. The record is from the annotation of a GenBank genome assembly.
AUGUCGCUCGUUGCAAAUGAGGAGUUUCAGCACAUUCUGCGUGUGCUCAACACUAACGUUGAUGGGAAGCAGAAGAUUAUGUUUGCCCUUACCUCAAUCAAGGGUAUUGGGAGGAGAAUGGCCAACAUUGUCUGCAAGAAAGCCGAUGUUGACAUGAACAAGAGGGCUGGUGAGUUAACUGCAGCUGAGCUUGAAAACCUCAUGACGAUUGUUGCAAACCCAAAACAGUACAAGAUUCCAGACUGGUUCUUGAACAGACAAAAAGACUACAAAGAUGGAAAGUACUCUCAAGUUCUCUCCAAUGGUCUUGACAUGAAGCUCAGGGAUGACCUUGAACGUCUCAAGAAAAUCAGGAACCAUCGUGGUCUGAGACACUACUGGGGUCUCCGUGUCCGUGGACAGCACACCAAGACAACUGGUCGCAGAGGAAAGACUGUUGGUGUGUCUAAGAAGCGUUAA